Molecule: messenger RNA, 4453 nt
Organism: Leucoraja erinaceus (little skate)
Lineage: Eukaryota; Metazoa; Chordata; Chondrichthyes; Rajiformes; Rajidae
Product: sodium- and chloride-dependent neutral and basic amino acid transporter B(0+)-like
Exons: 14
Coding region: 444-2339 (631 amino acids)
Biological process (GO): sodium ion transmembrane transport
Cellular component (GO): membrane
Molecular function (GO): L-proline transmembrane transporter activity
Source: RefSeq, a predicted model, not a curated record
AUAAGGCUUGCAAUAGGAAGUUUUGCCUUGCAGAUUAUUUAAUGAAGACUAAAACAAGAUGCCCCUCUCCCGCACAGGGGCGUCUGUGGAUGGAUUGCGGACGAUGUGACGCUGGAGGCAAUCCAUGCCCGGAAGCCGUAGAACGCAAAUAUCCUAUAGCGGAGCAUAGUGGUAGAACGAUCAGUCUGAAGAAGGGUUUCGGCCCGAAACGUUGCCUAUUUCCUUCGCUCCAUAGAUGCUGCUGCAUCCGCUGAGUUUCUCCAGCUUUUUUGUGUAACCUUCGAUUCUCCAGCAUCUGCAGUUCCCUCUUAAACAUAGUGGUAGAAGGUACUGGCCUUAUUUUUAAUGGGGCAGGCGUGGCUUGCUAAAGAUUUACGACUCAGCCAUCCUGAAAUGCACGUUCUUGCUGCGACCACGUUGACAAACACAAGCCACUCUCCAGAAUGGACAGGGUCGAUUUGAGUUUGACACAGUGCGAGCGCCCACCACGCUCGGAUGAGAACGCAGCCGCCACUGAUGGAGAUGUGGGUGAAAGUGACGAGAAUGUGGAGCGAGGCAACUGGUCCUCGAAGACCGACUACCUGCUCUCAAUGAUCGGCUUGGCUGUGGGUCUGGGCAACGUCUGGAGAUUCCCUUACCUGGCGUACAAGAACGGAGGAGGUGCGUUUCUUAUUCCUUAUGCAGUCAUGUUGGCACUGGCGGGAAUGCCCAUAUUUUUCUUAGAUUCUUCCUUUGGGCAGUUCGCCAGCCUGGGACCUGUUGCAGUGUGGAAAGCCGUGCCAAUUCUACAAGGCGUGGGAAUCACCAUGGUCCUUUGUGGGGCAAUUGGUGACAUUUACUACAGCUGCAUCAUCGCCUACAGCCUAUACUACCUGUUUGCAUCCUUCCAAUCCCCCCUGCCGUGGUCAGACUGCUUCAGCUGGUGGGGUGCAGAUGAAACCUGCAGUCGGACACCCAGAGAUCCCCUCUGCAACCUCACGCUGGACGGCGAGUAUUCUGGGAUCGUUAAUACAACUUGGCUGCAGGCAAACAACAAAACCUGUUCCAAUGGAUCAGUAAUCCAUGUUCCUCACCAGGGUCCAAGCGAACAAUACUGGGAUAAGAGGGUUCUACAUCGGUCAACGUCAAUAGAUGAGAUGGGAGAGAUUGUUUGGAACCUGGCUCUCUGUCUACUUCUAGCCUGGAUCAUCAUCGGGGCCUCUCUGUCUCAAGGAAUCAAAUCUUCAGGAAAGGUGGUUUAUUUCACCGCAACAUUCCCGUAUGUGGUUCUGACUGUACUUCUGAUCCGAGGACUGACCCUGGAGGGAGCCUGGAAAGGGAUUGAAUUCUACAUUGGAAGCCAGUCGGACUUCUCAAAGCUGGCUGAUGCUGAGGUCUGGAAAGAUGCAGCAACACAGAUUAUUUAUUCGCUUGCACUGGGUACCGGCAGUCUAAUAACCCUAUCAUCCUACAACAAAUUCCACAACAACUGUUACAGAGACACCAUCAUUGUCUGUGUGGUGAACGGUGCCACGAGUGUGUUUGCUGGAUUUGCCAUCUUCUCCGUCCUGGGACACAUGGCUCACGUACAGGACAAGCCUGUUUCAGAGGUCGCUCAGUCAGGUUUCGGUUUGGUUUUCAUUGCCUACCCAGAGGCUCUUGCGCAGUUACCAUGGGCUCCUCUAUGGUCUGUUUUAUUUUUCUUCAUGCUGAUCACGCUGGGACUCGACAGUCAGUUUGCAACUGUGGAAACAAACAUAACAAUUCUGCUGGACAUGUUCCCUUCAUCUCUUCGGACAAAGCGCCUUUCUUUGACGAUAGCCAUUUGUUUGUCAUUCUAUGUCCUUGGCCUUGUAUAUGUAACACAGGCUGGGAUUUACUGGAUCAACUUACUUGAUCAUUUCUGUGCCGGGUGGAUUCUCAUUACAGUGGCUCUUCUGGAACUCAUCGGCCUGGGCUGGAUCUAUGGGGUGAACAGAUUCAUCAGGGACAUUGAGACGAUGAUUGGGGAGAAGGAUUGGAUGUUCUGGCUGUGGUGGAGAGUGUGCUGGUGUUUUAUCUCACCGUGCUUGUUGGUGGUGGUCUUAGCUUGGUCUUUGGUCACAUUCACCCCACCAACAUACGGACUCAUCGAGUACCCCACCUGGGCAAUAGCUCUCGGCUGGUGUACAAUCAUCUUCAGCAUUAUGUGGAUCCCCAUCAUUGCCAUUGUGAAAGUUGUCCAAGCUGAGGGCUCCACAUUGUACCAGAAGAUUUCUGCUGCUUGUGUGUCAGCUCCUGAUUGGGGUCCAUACUUGGAACAGCACAGAGUGGAAAGAUACAGAAAUAAGUCAGAUUUUGCCGAAGCUCUAACAGUGUGAUACCUCUUGCUGCAUUUGAGACAUGAAAAUUUAAGGCAAAUUUUCUGUUUGCAUUGAUCAUGAAAUUCACAUCAUAAAUUCUUUUUUUUUUUUUUAUUUAUUUUUGUUAGAAGUAAGUACAAUAAUGUGGCACCACAGUACCUAAUACAUUGAGAUAUUACAUUUCAUAUACAACUUCUUAUUUUUAAUAUAAUAAUAAAACAGGGGUAAGUAAGAAAAGAAUAGAAAAGGAGAGAUUGACAGAGUGGUGCGUGAAAUAGUAAGAUAGCCCGAAAGAAGAAAGACGUAAAAAGAAAGAAGAAGAGGAAGUAAAAAGAGAAAGAGAAAGAGACGAAGUAGAGCAAAAAAAGGAGAUUGAAUGCGAUAUACCUAUUUAAUGUUCCUGGCCACCCGUCACCUGAUUCUGAAACAUUUUAUUUCUAGGAUUGUGUUGCACCAUAUGCUUGUAAGAAGUCGAUAAAAUGAAACCAAAUCACUAAGAAUUGGUCUACUUUAUCUGCUAGGUGGAGUCGCAUUUCUUCAAGAAAUGCCGUUUGUGACAUAUUUGAAAUCCACAUUUUGAGCGUUGGUGUUGGCGCCCUUUUCCAAAAUUUAAGUAUGUUUUUUUGUCAUUAUUAAACCAUAAUUAAGGAGAGAUUUUGAAACAUAUUUAGUUUAUUCCCAUCUUCCAUUGAUCCAAAGAUAAUCAUUUCUGUAUUAGGUUCAAGUCUUCUAUUAAUAGUUUUGUAAAAAUUAAAAAAAUUUAGUUCCAGAAUUUAUGAAGUUUUAUACAGGAGACAAAAGAGUGUGUUAUAGUGGCAUUUUCAGAUAAGCAUUUAUCACAGAUGGGAGAGAUAUUUGGAUAGAUUUUAUUCAGUCUAGUUUUCGAGUAGUAUAAUCUAGGUAUGUUGCAAAACCUACCUGAAUCGUCGCUGAGAAUCUGCCCCAUCCCGUGUGCGCGAUUUUGGCGCUGUUUAGAGGGGGCGGGUUUAAAACGCGAUUUUUACUAGGCUGUUCCAAUCGAAGAUGUUCAGCCUAGUAAAUCAUUAACGAAAAAUCGCUGAUAGACCCCGUCGCAAAAGGUAUUAUUAGUUUUAUAGGCCUCGAAUAAUAGUUAUAAUAGUUUUAAAAUCACUCUCUCAACCCGCGAACUCUCGCAGCCCCAGGGUUUUAUAAAGCAAACAAUUAAAGGUAUGUACCUUAUUUUUACAUUAAAAGGGGCUUCUUAAGACCCCUUUAUACAAAGUUUACUAUAGCGAGUUGUUCAUUUUGGGCUCUUUAUAUCCCGCAGUAUUUUUCUGGGCAUUUGAGGGCACAAAUCCAGCGCAAUGUGAAUGUUCUAAACCAGCGCGUUCACAGGAACCCACUAGAAAGCUGAUUUAAAAUGGACUUUAAUUCACAGCAAUUGAACACUAAAUUCCUUCCAUUUGGCCUAUAAAUUGAUGUAAAUGAGAUUUAAAAAUCAUGUUUUAUUGUGAAUUAUUUGUGAAUAUUAUUUGGACACUUAGGCUAUUUAAAAAUGUUAAUCAUUUAUUAAGAAAUGGAUAGAUGUUUAGAUCUAGUAAUUGAAGUUUGAAAUUAGCUACAAUUGGGUAACUAACUAAUUAUAUGCUUUAAUUUCAGGUCAUCCAAGUAAGAUUAUUUUAUAUUUGUUUCAGAAUGCUUCAAUCUAUGAUAACUGAAAAUUUCAUUCAGCUUUUUUGUUAUGUCCAUAGAAAAUCAAUAGGGAACAAGAUGCUAAUUUCCGAGUAUGUAAAUGGCCAUAAUUAUUUUAUUACUUGAGAUAUGAAAGUGAAUUAGGUGUCAAAUUAAACUUCUUUUUAUGCUUUAUCUGAUGGGAUAAAUUGCAGACUUGAUUUUUUAAAUCUCAAAAUUUUGUAACAUUGCUAUAUAAUCUAUGUAAGAUAUUAAAUUGAAUUAGAUUGUGUCUUGCAUUAAUCGAACAUUUAUGUAUGUAUAUCAUGUAUUUUUCCCAUGUUUCUUUCAAAAUUUUCAUCAGUAAUUCUCGUUCCCAAUCUGCUCUGAUUGACUGUCGGUGGUAAUUCUAUAUUUAACAUGAUAUUAUAUAAAUAUGAUAUUAAAUUGCUUGAAUCUGCCUUAAUGUUCAUUGCUUCAUCUAAUAAAUCUAGGGUUAG